Messenger RNA from Perognathus longimembris pacificus (Pacific pocket mouse), 827 nucleotides. RefSeq names its product potassium voltage-gated channel subfamily E regulatory subunit 4 (gene Kcne4). Gene Ontology annotation, cellular component: membrane. NCBI's taxonomy places the organism in Eukaryota, Metazoa, Chordata, Mammalia, Rodentia, Heteromyidae. The record is from RefSeq and is a predicted model, not a curated record. The transcript is spliced from 2 exons. The coding region runs from base 88 to 597 and encodes 169 amino acids. Gene Ontology annotation, molecular function: voltage-gated potassium channel activity involved in ventricular cardiac muscle cell action potential repolarization; transmembrane transporter binding; delayed rectifier potassium channel activity. Gene Ontology annotation, biological process: regulation of ventricular cardiac muscle cell membrane repolarization; regulation of heart rate by cardiac conduction; negative regulation of delayed rectifier potassium channel activity.
CCGACACAGAAGACAUCACUCUUGAACUUGCUGAUUUAGGAAUUCAACGUCAGCCUGUGAUCAGCCCCAGGCGCGAGCCCUGCCUCCAUGCUGAGGAUGGAGCCGGUGAACAGCACACACCCCAGCGCUGCGGCCUCCAGCAGCCCCGUGGAGUUGCACGGGGUGGGCGGCAGCAACGGGAACGAAUACUUCUACAUUCUCGUGGUCAUGUCCUUCUACGGCGUUUUCUUAAUCGGAAUCAUGCUGGGCUACAUGAAAUCCAAGAGGCGAGAGAAGAACAAGUCCAGCCUCCUGCUGCUUUACAAGGAUGAGGAGAGGCUGUGGGGGGAGGCCAUGAAGCCCCUGCCCACCGUGUCAGGCCUGAGGUCCAUGCCGGUGCCCAUGAUGCUGAACAUGCUGCAAGAGAGUGUGGCCCCGGCCCUGUCCUGCACCCUCUGCUCCAUGGAGGGAGACAGCGUGAGCUCCGAGUCCUCCUCUCCAGACGUGCACCUCGCCAUCCAGGAGGAGGGGGCUGAUGACGAGCUGGAGGAGACUUCCGAGACACCGCUCAAUGAAAGCAGCGAAGGCUCCUCUGAGAACAUUCACCAGAAUUCCUAGCACCCCCUGGGCCUCCGGAGAUGGCCCCGCCAGCCACCGUCACCCCUAGAAAGAGGAAAGACAUUUUCCAAGUGUGUGCUUUCACUUUGGCAGUGCGGCUGUCACUCUGAAAGACCCUGGGCAAAUCUCCAAAAUGAAGGAGGGGCCCCCCCAGGGAAGACCAGGCUCAGUCAGAGUCCUUGAAGUGCCAGUGGUUUGGACCCACCACUGAAUCCCCACUGUCCCCCAAA